Linum trigynum is the source of this 979-nucleotide messenger RNA. Lineage: Eukaryota; Viridiplantae; Streptophyta; Magnoliopsida; Malpighiales; Linaceae. The record is from the annotation of a GenBank genome assembly.
CAGUCGAUUGAUAAAGUAUUAGUAAUUAAUAGAGAAAAAAAAAAUCUUUUAUCGUGUUUUCUAGUUCUUUCGCUAAAUCGCUCGAGAUCACUCGUGCGUGAAAUCCCGUCAGGAGCAAAAGGUAAAACGUUGCUCCUCUUUCUUUCUUGGCUCUAUCCAUCUUCGGAAACCCUAACCCUAAGAUACGUACAAUUUGCUUUUACUUUGUUAAAGUAAUCGUGGGUAUAAGCCGCCUCUGUCUUGGCUCGUUGGGUGUAGGUUAAUCGUAAAGUAGUCUGUCAUCAUGGAGAAUCAUGGGCAUAAUCCAAAUCAGCGAGCAAAUCCAAGGAGUUUCUCGAUUAUGGCUAUCCCUGAUUCGCCUUCGCCUCCUUCCUCGCCUCUGCCUUCGCCUCCUUCCUCGCCUCCGCCUCCGCUGGUUUUGGCGCCACCUGUUGCUGAUGAUGAGCAGCCUCACCAGGAGGAGCAGGCUGAUCCGGAAGUCGCCGCCGUGAGCGAGGUUGUUGUUGGCAGCGGAAGUACUGGAGCUGCAGGUUCUUCAAACCACGGUGGUUCCGGUGGAGGGAGUGGCCAUUGAUGGAUAAGAGACUUGAGAGGUCGCCAUCGAUGCAAUUGCAGUUGCAGCUAGCUAGUUUUGUUUGGACGUUUAAUUUUGCUUCUCUUAUUGCGCGGCUUUAAUUUCUUUCUUGGCUGUCUGUCCGUGUCCAUGUUUACCAGCCAAUGUGCUUAUGAUUCCGUUUUGUUGGUUUUAUUUAAUCAUUUAAUUUAACUCUGGUUGGUUCUGGGGUUUUUUUUUUUUUUUAUGGUGGCUCAAUGGAUAUGGGUAUCGUGUGUUCUCUGAAUUUGCCUUCCUUAUUUUUCUCCCAUGUUGUUCAAACUCAAAGUCGGAAACCUAGGGGUCGGUUAGAUUGCUAAUCUAUAGGGAUCGAUCAGCUACUUCAUGUUAAGCACACUAGUAUAUGAAUCAAACUUCAUGUUAAGC